AUGGAAGGAACUCCUUUGGAAACGUUUUUGGUGGACUUGGAUGAAACAAGAGGAAAACUUCCUUACUGCCGGGAAAUUUCCCUUAUUCAGCGGCGUGUAAGAAAAGUAAUUAAGGCCAUUCUACUAGAAGUUCGGAGAGAAAAUCCCCUCUUCAUGACAACGCUUAUCAACAGUGGCAGCUUUUACGAAGGAACUAAAGUGGGAAAGCCUGACGAGUUCGACUUUUUCAUACAGCUUGAUGCUUUCUCUUCUCCAGAAGAUGUUAAUUUUGGCGAACUUCCUUGUUCUACUGUGCGCGUGGUCCCAAGCAAAUCAGCUUGCGAGAAUGUGAGGUUUGCAUUUACUGAUCGAGAAUAUGGAUCACAUUAUAUGCCGCUAUUUGACCUUAGCGAUUUUGAGUGGAAGAGAACCAUCAAGACGCCAUUCUUCAACAUAUUCAACAGCAAAGCCAACGAUUUUGAAGCAUAUGGGAUGAAAGUUGUGUUGCCAUAUGAAGGAGACGAUAUAGUGAAAGCACCACUUCCCUUAUCGAAACACGGACCAGCAUACGCUUUAUUGUUGGCAUGGAAUGGUGGAGAAUCGGAUCUUUACAAAGGAAUGAAAAUCAGUGUAGAUUUGACAUUAGCCGUGAGAAUAAACUCAAAAUCAACCUUGCGUGGUCUAGAGUUUGAUUCCCCAAGCGGUCGAGUGCUGAAGUCUGUCCUAGACAGUCUGCCAUAUUUCUUAGCUGUUGGCUCCUACAAAGAUCCUCUUUCUGAAGAACACCCAGACUACUUUAAGAAGGAGGAGAAACAGUACCCUGGAUUGCGGCCGAUUAAUUUCGUAUUGCGCUGUUCUCAAUCGUCUUUUGAGCAGUUGCUGUUUGUUCAAGAAUUUGGCUCGGACAGUGGUCAAAGCAAAUGCCUUAGGUUACUGAAAGUGUUGCGUGACAUGAUGUUUCCUGAGGCAGAACACAGCAUGGCGGAAACAGGAAAAACGGACAAGAUCAAAGACUUUAAUCUUGCAUAUUGGAUCUCCAUGGCAGACGACCCUUCAGAUGACACCGGGAAAUUGAUUUCCUCUUACGUCCUCAAGACUCUAGUGUUGUAUGAAUGGCAGAAAAACACAAACGCUAAGUUGUGGACUGGAAGUAACCUAACUCAGCGCUUGAUUAGCAUAAUUAUCCCCUGGUCUCCCUCCCACUCACCCGGAGACAACAACCACCAGUGAAUCCGUUUGGGCAUCUUUAUUGAACGAGCGAGAGGACCCGAGACCUCGAGAGGAGACCCCAGGGAGGGAGGGAGGGAGGGUGCUAAAAUUGAUGUUACAGCGAACGAGCGAACUGACAAGGAUAUAAAAUGACAACUAGCGCCGUGAAGAAAACAGCUGACGAGCCGCGAGGGCCUGGGUCUAAUUAAGUUAUUCCUAAGAAUAUAAACAAUUAUCCCCUGGUCUCCCUCCCACUCACCCGGAGACAACAACCACCAGUGAAUCCGUUUGGGCAUCUUUAUUGAACGAGCGAGAGGACCCGAGGCCUCGAGAGGAGACCCCAAACCAAGAAAGAGGCCCAAAGGAUUCACAGAGGGGGGGGAAGUCAGAGGGGAAGCAGAGGAGAGAAAAAUUAGAGAACAUGGCACGAUAUGAAAAAAAAAGGCACAAAAGGUACAGAAAGACAUAAGCAAAGCGAAUUGUGAACAAAACCAGAACAAUGAAAUCUGUGCCAAAAUAAAGAAAUAAAUUUGGGGAACCGACAAAACGAUGUAUGAACCGUAACAACUGAACGUGCUGAGGACAAAACGAGCCUGUCCGCCAAAGAGGCAGUGUCAGAAACUAUGCAGGCUACUAAAAGUAGACUAAACUAUAACAGCUGAAUGUGCUGAGAAAUAACAUGAGACAGCACAAGUCUGUCUGCCAAAGGCAGUGUCAAAUAGAGCAUGUAGGCGUCGGAUCUCCAAUCACCCUGGACUUUGAUGAGCUCGGAGGGGAUCCCGCACUGAAAGGCGAAGGUGGCACCUCCACGACGCAGGCUGUGACCGGAGAAAUCCUGAGGAUUGAGAGAAACCGAAGACGCCAAAUACUUGAUACUAGCGUUUAAAGAAGAGGCUGUGAUACAGUCAUGGUGAUGAGAAGCGGUGGUGUAUGUGAAGAGCGGGAAGCCAGCCGGGGCGGAAACCGAGUCGAGUAACAAUCGCAGGGCAGCGGUGGGGCAAAGGGGAGAUCCAGGAAUACGAGGAACUGGUACCACGAGUGCUGCAUCGCCGGUCUGCCGUGUUUUUGUCCGGGUGACUGUGAGGAGAGCACCUGAGGUGGCAAAAGUGAUGCUGCCCCUGGACAAUGUAUGAUGAGAGGAGAACUUGUCAAAGGACUGCGGGACGAGGUUGGCAGUUCUGAAGAAGGAGAAGAAUCCGACAAGCAGGGCGCACCACACAGCUAGAUGGGCGGAGUCGCGAACAUUAAGAUGGUGGUAAAAUUGCAGCAAGAUGGCUGGGGUCAGAGGUGCUUUCCGAUGAGGAAGGUGAACCAUAGACUUCUCCAAACCUUUUUGGGUAAGCUUGACAUGGAUGUCAUCGAAGGCGGAAGUCUCGAAAUGGCAAAACACGUGUAAACGCCGUAGGGCGCUCAAGUAGUUGUUGACUGUGCGAUGUGACUUAACGGAGAAGCCAAGCAGGGUGAUAAACGCAGCGAUGGUCGAUGAGGAGGCUGGAAAGGGAGUGAUGGAGUAAAAUUGGCAGAAUUUUAAGUAAGUGUUCCAGACGGAAUGAUAAUUUCGCUUGGUGGAAUCAGACAGAGCGAAGGCUUGAAUCCUGGUGACGCAGGAGUGAAGGUCAUCAAGGUGAAAACCUGCAACCAAAUAGAGAGGUGAUUACCAUUGACAGUCAAAAUGGAAUAGGUCUGAAUUACAAGUGUACUCUGUGAGAGUGUCAUAGUGAAGAGAAGCGGCCUCGUAGAAGGUGUCUCGAAACUCAGGAUGACUGUCCCAACGACUGAGAGCAUCAGCAAUGAUGUUGGCGUAACCGGGAAUAUGGAGUGCUUGCAGCUCGAAAUCGUGAAGGGAGGCGUAGAACCAUAAGUCGCGUAGGCACGACUGAAUAAAAGGCACGCGGGAACGGCCAGUGUUGAUAGCCAGCUCAGUGUUGAGGUUGUCAGUGCGAACCAAGAUGCGUAGACCGCGCAAAUCCUCAGACCACAGCUUGAUGCUGAUGGUGACGGCCAACAUUUCGAGCGAAGCAAUGGAAAGAGAGGCUGGAUCAAAACAGGCCGGGAACGAGGAGUGGAAGAAACGGCCACAAAAGAAACCGCCAAUACCGGUAAGGCAAGCAUCAGUACAGAAGAAAUGAUCGCUUACUGGCCAAGGGGAAGAACGCAAAAGUGAAACACCAUUGUAGACAGAGAGGAAUUUGUCCCACCAACGUAAGUCGGACAGCAUGUCUGAACUGGGCACGAAACGUGCACGUUUUGUGGGAAGCUGGCGGAGUUCGUUAAGCAGACGCUGCAUGAAAAUCCGUCCAGGGCUGAUACAAGCACAAAGGUAGGAAAGCUUGCCGAUGAGAGACUGAAGGUCUGACUUAGUGGACCGUGGAGCUGCUAGCCAAGAACGAAUGAGAUCGGCGGUGUCUUGAAGUUUAUCGGGAGGCACUGCGAUGGUCAGGGUGACGGUGUCGUAAGUGAGGCCGAGAAAAACCAUUCUCGUGGAAGGUGGACAGUCCUUGGACGGAGACGACUGAAGGCCUAAAUCAGUGAACAGACGCUCCAGGUCAGAGAAGGCAAGUGAAGCAUCUUCGAAGGUGGAUUCGGCCCCGCCGAAGUCAUCGAUGUAAUUGAUACAGUCAUGGCCAAAGAAAGAGUGAAAGAUGUGAGCAAUCGCGUUGGUAGUCCGCUGACAGGCAAGGGUUGCAGAACGAAGACCAAAUGGGAGGACAACGUCAAAAUAAAAGGAGUCACACCAGUGAUAGGCAAGAAAGAUGUAGUCUCUAGGAUCCACUGGAAUUUGUCUGUAAGCGCGUUUCAAAUCUUUCUUGUAAAGGUAACACCCAGCGCCCUUGGAGAGAAUAAGGUCAACAAAAUCGGCAGAACGAGGCAGUGAAAGAUGGAAAGGCUGAUCGAGGUAAGAAUCUUUGGGAAUUCCGUCAUUAACAGAGGAGCCAAGAGGGAAACUGAGGUCCAGUACGACGCGCCUUUUGGUGCCAUCCUUUGGGACAGUUAGCAGAGGAGACGUGCGGAGGGGGGCUGGGAAAGGAUUGCACGUGAAUGGCCCAGCAGUGGCAGAAUGUUCGAUCUCGGUAGAUAAGAAGGCGUCAAUGACAUCCGGAAAAUCGGUGGCUGAAGCAUGGUUCGGGGGCUGAGAUGAAACAGAAACGACGGAGUGACAGUUAAUAGGCCAUCCAAAGGCUAGGAAAUCGGCAACAACAGAAUCAGAGUAAUGUUCGAGGUAUGAUCUCCAAACAGGAAUGUUCAGCUUCGACGGAACAGGAUUUCGAGUGCCAAAGGCGUUCGGGAGCGGAGACUUGGAGCAAAGAAUGUGACGAAUAACUGCGGCGUGCGAGUGUUCGCGAGAGAGUAAAAGUUGGCCAGAAAAUGCGGUAGAGGGAGCGGAGACAAGGUUGGGCUGCGAAGGAGGCGACGAUAAGGCUGUUGAGGCGGGAGCAGGCCAAGAAACGGCGGGCGAAAACGUGCUGUUCGACGGGAGAGAUGUGGGAGCUGGAGAAGAUAGUCAAUCGGCUGUGGUGGGCGGCGGAGGGCGAGUCGGGCAAGAGCCAAUGGUGUGGUCUUUGAGCUUGCAAUAUGCACAAAUGUGUUCGACGCCUUCCUGGUGCGAAGGGUUACUGCACGUACCGGUGCGGUUCCAUUCGCGGCAAUAGGUACGAGGUCGGCCAUUGUUGUUACGAAAGCCAGCCGCGUGAAAGGCGGGCGAAGUAACCGGUUUGGAUUGCAAGCGAUUGGAUUCUGUUAUAUUGAAGCGCUCGAUUUCACUGAAAUCGUCGCCCCAGCUUGCGAGGCCCGACUCGAUGCGAUCCAACACGGCAGCAUGAAAGGACAGCACUGCUUCCCAGUCGUAUUUGGACGCCAAAUGCAUUAAAGACAUGAGGUGGUGCGUCAUGAGCGCUUGCUGAGGGGAAGGCUGAGCAGACAAGAUAUCGAGAUAGCCAUACACGAAUUCUGCCGUCGAUAAAUCCUUAAACUUCUUUCGGGACAGACCGAAAGGAACGUGAAGAUGAGGCCAUUCUUGGGGGUUAACGAUGCGUGUAUUGUGGUCGAGUUGACCUUGGGACUUACCGGAGUUAACUCCUCCACGAACGGUCUCCAAAGAAGGAAUGUUUCGAGGCUUGUUGGCGGCCGGGCUGCAUGAAACCAAUUCCCGAGCUCUUGAUUGAGCUUCGAGCUCAAGGAGGCGAAGCUCCAGCUGUUGCUUUUCAAUCUGCAGGUUCAGCAAAUGUAAGGAGGGGGAAUUGCCGGGCGCGGAAGUAGAAGAACCCGGAGCUGUGGUCUCAACACGUGGCGUUGUGUGAACCUCGUGCGAUGGAGAUUGGUCUAGCGAUGGAGUGCCAUUCGUAGCGCUGUUUUGCGGUCUUGCGAGGGAAGGCAAAUCGUAAACGAACCCUGCAGGCAGCACAGGUACUCGAGUGCGACGUUUUCCGGCGGCUUGAGACAUAAUAAGAUGCUAAAAGACUGAAGAAACUGGAGCGAAAUGCUAAAAUUGAUGUUACAGCGAACGAGCGAACUGACAAGGAUAUAAAAUGACAACUAGCGCCGUGAAGAAAACAGCUGACAAGCCGCGAGGGCCUGGGUCUAAUUAAGUUAUUCCUAAGAAUAUAAACCCUUCAAGAGCUGGUGAGA
This is a messenger RNA of Porites lobata, 5814 nucleotides long. The record is from the annotation of a GenBank genome assembly. NCBI's taxonomy places the organism in Eukaryota, Metazoa, Cnidaria, Anthozoa, Scleractinia, Poritidae.